AUGAAACAAAAAAAACAAAACAGAUUGAACCUUAUUCCUAUCAUUGAAUGUAUCAUAUUAUGCGGAAGACAGGAACUUGCCCUACGUGGCCAUAGGGACUCUGGUCCAAUCAAUGUAGGUGAAGCUGAACCAUAUAUUAACGAAGGCAAUUUCCGUGCAAUUCUUAAAUAUAAGGCAAAAGAUAUGGUUGAUUUUAAAAAUUUUUUAGAGUGUGAAAGUCGUUACAAAUACACUAGUCCAAAUAUCCAAAAUGAAGUUAUUUCUUCUUGUGGUGAUCUAAUAUUAGAUAAAAUUGUAAAAGAAGUUACUGUAGCCAAAUGUUUUUCCGUAUUAGUGGACGAGACAACUGAUGUUUCAGUCAAAGAACAAUUGACAUUAUGUAUACGAUAUGUGGUAGGCUCUGGAAAAGAUGUAUGUUUAAGUGAAAAAUUUUUAAAGUACAUUGAAAUUAAUAGCUUCACUGGAAAAGAUAUUGGAUCUACUAUUAUAAAUGGUUUAAAUUCAUGCGGUAUUGACUGCAACAAUAUGUAUGGUCAAGGUUACGAUGGCACUGCAAAUAUGGCUGGGCGCUUUAAAGGAACCCAAACUGUUGUAAGGGAAAGUUAUCCUAAGGCCUUAUAUGUACACUGUGCGGCACAUUCGUUAAAUUUAGCUGUGUCUGUUGCUUGUGGUAUUCAGGCGAUAAGAAAUUGUUUGGGUGUGCUUGAAAAAAUUUUAGACACAAAAUCAAAAUCGCUCAAACAUCUGUGUGCCACAAGAUGGGUAGAACGGUACAUAGCGGUUAAUGAUUUCGUAGAAUUAUUUCCUUUUGUUGUUGUUGCGUUAGAACAUAUUAUAUCAGAAUGGAAUGAUACAACAUCAACUGAUGCUAAAAUGUUACAUAAAGCUAUGGACUCAGAGUUUAUAAUUUCUCUCCAAGUUAUUAAAUUAUUGUUUUCAUAUGGUUUACCUUUAUGUAAACUCUUACAAAAAGUGGAUAUUGACCUGAAAGAAGCAGUAGAUCUUGCUGAAGCCAGCAUUACUACUUUGCAAAAUGUAUGUGAAAAUAUAGGUGAAGAGUUCAAAAAGUUAUUUAGAGAAGCUGAGAAAAUGGCCGAUGUAUUAGAUAUCAGCAUAUCGAUGAAACGUUUGAAUAAACGAUGUAUAAAUCGUGCCAAUCCUGAUAUCAAUAAUCCUGAAGAAUAUUAUCGUGUAACGAUAGCUAUACCGUACAUUGACUCGUUUGUUCAACAACUAAAUGAGAGAUUUUUGUGUCAUAAAAAUAUAUUUAAAGGAUUUCAUAGUUUGUUUACUGGUUCAUAUUCUGAUGACUUUGGAGAAAUCAUACAGUUUUAUCUUGAUACUAAUGAACAAACUGUUUUAUCAGAACUACAUUUGUGGCGUGCUAUAUUAAAAAAAAAUGAAGAAGAUCCAAAAAAUAGUUUGGAAGCAUUGAGGCUGUGCAAGCAGGAGUUAUUUCCAAAUAUUCAUCGUUUGCUGCUUAUCUUAUGUACUCUACCAGUAUCGACAGCAACACCAGAGCGUACAUUCUCAUGUUUAAAAAGGUUAAAAAGUUAUCAGCGUAGCACAAUGACAGAGACUCGUCUGAAUGAUUUGACGAUGUUGGCAGUACACAAAGAAGUGUCACUUACCGCCGACGAAGUUAUAAAUGAAUUGGCUAAAAAACCAAGAAAACUUAAUUUUGUUCUUUAA
This is a messenger RNA of Melanaphis sacchari, 1692 nucleotides long. Its product is annotated as 52 kDa repressor of the inhibitor of the protein kinase-like. The transcript is spliced from 7 exons. The coding region runs from base 1 to 1692 and encodes 563 amino acids. NCBI's taxonomy places the organism in Eukaryota, Metazoa, Arthropoda, Insecta, Hemiptera, Aphididae. The record is from RefSeq and is a predicted model, not a curated record. Gene Ontology annotation, molecular function: protein dimerization activity.